This is a messenger RNA of Thermochaetoides thermophila DSM 1495, 1053 nucleotides long. RefSeq lists its product as uncharacterized. The transcript has a single exon. The record is from RefSeq and is a predicted model, not a curated record. The coding region runs from base 1 to 1053 and encodes 350 amino acids. Lineage: Eukaryota; Fungi; Ascomycota; Sordariomycetes; Sordariales; Chaetomiaceae.
AUGCCUUCAUUCGUUUCGAAGACUCUCAUCUCUGCCCUCGCCGGCGCCGCCAGCGUCGCUGCCCACGGCCACGUCAAGAAUUUCGUCAUCAACGGUCUGUCGUAUCAGGCCUACGACCCGACCGUCUUUCCCUACAUGCAAAAUCCUCCCAUUGUCGCCGGCUGGACGUCCGCUAACACUGACAACGGCUUCGUGGGCCCCGAGGACUACUCGAACCCCGAUAUCAUCUGCCACAAAUCGGCCACGAACGCCAAGGGUCACGCGGUCAUCAAGGCCGGUGACUCUGUCUACAUCCAGUGGGACACCUGGCCCGAGUCGCACCACGGCCCGGUCAUCGACUACCUCGCUAGCUGCGGCAGCGCCGGCUGCGAGACGGUCGACAAGGCCCAGCUCGAGUUCUUCAAGAUUGCCGAGGCCGGUCUGAUUGACGGCUCCCAGGCUCCCGGCAAGUGGGCUGCCGAUCAGCUUAUCGCCCAGAACAAUUCGUGGCUGGUCACCAUCCCCGAGAACAUCAAGCCAGGCUUCUACGUCCUCCGCCACGAAAUUAUCGCCCUGCACAGCGCUGGCCAGACAAACGGCGCCCAGAACUACCCCGUCUGCAUCAACCUCGAGGUCACUGGCGGCGGCAGCGACCUCCCCUCAGGAGUCAAGGGUACUGAGCUGUACAAGCCCACCGACCCCGGCAUCUUGAUCAACAUCUACCAGCCGCUCUCGAGCUACACCAUCCCUGGCCCUGCUCUGAUGCCCGGCGCCAAGCCCGUCACCCAGCGCACUUCGGCCAUCAUCGGCAGCACCACCGCUAUCACCGGCACCGCCACCGCUGCUCCCGCCGCCCCAACCUCAACCGCCGCUGCCACCACCACUACCUCUGCUAAUGCCAACCCCAUUCCGACUACCACCCUCCGCACGAGCACCAUCGCUCCUCAGCCCACUGCUGCCCCCACCCAGACCCCGACCUCCCGCGUCGGCCAGCCCCCGCGCCCGACCCGCUGCCCUGGUCUGGACAACCUCAAGCGCGCUCGUCGCCAUGCUCGUGACCUUGCUGCCCACUAA